GAAUCAAGCAAUUAAAAUAUCCGACAAGAGGUUUCCGAACUCGGUACCCGCUUCGAGCCUUCUUCGAUACAAACUUUCUUCCUCCGAGAAUGGCGCCGCAUGAUCUUCGCCGUCCUUUCAAGCGACGACCUAUCUCCGAUCAACAGAGACGCAGAGAGCUUUCACUCCUCCGUCAGUCUCAGCACCGCUCCGACGCCCAGCAGCGAGCUCGAAACCUCGCCUCAUCCGUCAUCUCCCUCCAAUCAUCCUCCUCCUCCUCCCCCGAUGUCGACCCUGAAGUACUAUCCGAACCAUGCCCGACGUCGACCACCACCGGACACGAAUCGGAACCCAGUAGCUUUAGCAUCCGUCAAGCUUCGAGUCUGAGAGGACCCGAGGCUCGCAAGUGGUUCGCGAGCCAGCUUAUGUUACCCGAAUGGAUGAUCGACGUUCCUGAGAAUCUAAGCAGAGAUUGGUAUGUGUUAGCGAGACCAGCUGGGAAGCGAUGUUUUGUAGUGUCGGCAGAUGGAACAACUGUUAGUAGGUUACGUAAUGGAUCUGUCUUGCACCUUUUUCCUUCUGCGUUGCCUGGUGGUGCUAGGAAGAAAGGUGUUUCCGGUCCAGCACAAUCGUAUUCAAUACUUGAUUGUAUAUUUCACGAGGCGGAUCAGACGUAUUACGUGAUUGAUAUGGUUUGUUGGAGGGGUUACUCGCUUUACGAAUGCACAGCGGAGUUCAGGUUCUUUUGGUUGCAGUCAAAACUUGACGAGACGGGUGCUUGUGAUCCGCCUUCUUUUUACCACAAGUUCAGGUUCAGCGUUGUUCCUUUUUAUAACUGCGACCAAAGCGGACUUCACUCAGCUUAUACGGGAUCAUCGCCUUAUGUCAAGGACGGAUUGUUUUUCUAUAACAAGCAUGCACAUUAUCAUACUGGGAAUACUCCGCUGGUGUUGAUAUGGAAGGAUGAGAGGUGUAGUCAGUAUGUCAUUGAUACAGACAACAAUGGACAAGUUCCAAACCAACAACAUAUCGUCUUGGAGUUGCAAGAUGAUGGGAAAAUUGUAACGUCAGAUGAUCCACCCGUCAUAGUUAAUUGCUUGAAUGCAGAUUUUAUAAAACAGUCAGGACUCUCUCCGGGAAGCCUUGUUCGAUUUGCCAUAGGCGAUGGAGGGUUGAACUGUGUGGAUGGUAAAUUUGAGAAGGCAGAUUUACAAUAUAUCAGUGUGUCAAACCGAGCUCGGGCAUUUGCUGAUAGCUAUUCCAAGAUCAUGUUUCAAUAUAUGGCACGACAUUCUCCCGUUAAAAUUGAAGAUCUUGCGUCGAUGAUUUCACAUGAGAACCAACAAGACAAGUCCUCUGAAGUAGAGAUGUCAAAUUGAAGAGAGGAGAGACUUUUGGUCACUGUUUUGUGGUGUUUGUGCAAAACCCGAGAGAGUAGCAUGUUUUUAGAAAGAUUUUUAGCUAUCUUUUGGCUUCUCACACGCUAUGGUUAUGAUUAGAGAAAACUUUGUAGUUUGUUCCAUGAAAAUGAUAAAAAACAAAAAUCCAUUACUUUGUACUUCGAUAGAUAAAAAAUCUCUGCAAUCCAAGAAUAUGUUUGCAGGAAAACUAUGUAAUCAAGUUGAUGUGGUAGGCUUGCAGCUAUCAAAAUAACAAUGUUUUUGUCUUCA
Raphanus sativus (radish) is the source of this 1649-nucleotide messenger RNA. RefSeq lists its product as uncharacterized. Gene Ontology annotation, cellular component: cytoplasm; nucleus. The record is from RefSeq and is a predicted model, not a curated record. Gene Ontology annotation, biological process: snRNA import into nucleus. Lineage: Eukaryota; Viridiplantae; Streptophyta; Magnoliopsida; Brassicales; Brassicaceae.